GUGGAAUUAUGUGAUUACAUCAAGAUCUAUCCAUCAUAAAUGCAGGAGGCACAGCCUAGAAGAAGAAUUUCAUUUUAUUUUUCAAUUUAUUCAUUUUUAGUAGUUAAAAGGACUAAGAAAGGUUAAUUUAUGCAAUCCUUAAAAGGAUCACAGAACUCAUAAGAGUGAAAUUACUGCCUUUAUUACAUUUCUUUUAGUCAGUUAGGUAGUAGGACCUCUUCAGUCAUAGAGAGGAGAAUUCAACGGCUUUUUUGAUAAUCGGGAAGGAUAAGAAACAUCUGUUUGUCAGACUGCAUAGAUGUAGCCCUUCAGGAAAGAAAUGAAGAUACAUGAGACCUACUGAAACUGCUUCUGCAUUCUUUUUCCUUGGGAAGCCUUGCUAAUGUGUACCACCACCUGCACAUGGUAACUCAUCUGUCUACGCAGAAUACAUUUUCAAAACCAUAAUGCUUUUAUGAUGCCAGGAACCAGUACUACAUCUGCUCUGGUGCUAGAGUAUCAGCAAAUGAAGAGUGAGGAAAAUUUCUCUACCAGAAGUUUCAACACGCUAGAAAAUGUUGGCAUGACUUCUGCUGACAGAGAAAAGUUCUCCUCAAAGGUGUUUAAUACUCAGAGUAAUGAAACUUCAGUUAAAGAGCUCUCUCUGAGAAGAUGCCCCUUACUAACUCAUACUGAUCGAGAGGACAAAGCACCGGUUUCAGAAAUCUGUGAACCUCCUAAGGUUACUGAAGAAUCUGAAGCUGAGAUUUUAAAGUAUGAUUUAGAGAUACCACCUGAAGCCAAAGUCUUAUCAGUACCACUUUCUUCUUUCCCACCUAUGAUGCAGCAACUGAUGUCAGACAGAACUAAAGAUGACACUGAAGUAAGGGAGACUACAGAAAUACCAACUGUUACUUAUAUUUCGCCAGUAAUAAAGGUGGAAGAGGCUUCCAAACCCUUUUGGGACAAUUUUCCAAAGUCUUUAAUACCAACCAGCACAAAUUUAGCAAGACCCUGUUGUAGUCCUGAUAAAGUAACUGAAGAUGUGAGAAGUUCCCAGAUAACCCCAGUGAAACAGUUUGCACGAGAAAAGCUAGUCAGCAAGACAGCAAGACCAUAUCCUCUUAUUGUAAAGUCAUCUAACAGCAUUGUUUCAGGAAUUUUAAGAUCAUUGAAUGAUAUCAAGUAUAAGGAUUAUAAAAAUAUUUUACCACUUUCAUCUGUCAGCCCUACUGAAGAGAAAAUGAAAAUUCCAAUCCUUAAGGAAAAUGCUGUGAUGAUUCAUACUGGGAAAGUCUACCUCCUGUACGUAAAGAGUCAUGAAGUUCUGCCACUAGAAAUAGAAAUACAAAGACGAAAAACGUUGUUUAGGAAAACCACAACUUGUUUCAUUCCUUUCAGAGCUAUCCAUGACGUAACUCCCAAAGUCUCAGAUACACUCCUGUCAAGACAGUGUGUUGCAAAACAGAACAUAAAAUGUCUUCCAACCCUUGCUACCCACCAAGAUGAAAUUUCAAAGUUUCUCAACAAGGCUGACUUCCCAUCCAAAGAAGACUUGCAAACAAGAAAUUGGAAAAAAGCACGUAAGGAAGAAGACAACAAACUCAGGAAAGAAUUCGGUAUUAUUAAAGAUGUAAGAGUCCAUCUCACAAGGAUAAGUACGAGUGAACUUACAAAGGAUUCUGACAGAGCUUCUACAUUUAAAUGGAAGGUAACCACCAGGACAGAGAAAUAGAAAAAAGUGUCAAAGGACACUUUUGUCCAUAUACAUAGGACACCUAAUUGUCCAUAUACAAAUAUAAAAGCAUUCAUCACCUUGAUGUGAUCAUUACACAUUAUUAGUACACUCUUCGAAACAUUUGAGCCCUUGUCAUAAACCAUUUUCCAUUUGAGAGCCUCACAUGGUUUAUAAAGAUUUACAGCGCCAAUAUUUUUUAUCAGGGUUACUGGAAGUCAGGGACCUCUGUCUUUGCAGAUUACAUUCUGUUGUUAUAUUCUGUCAUUUUCUGCAAACUUUGACUAAACACUGUGGAAACAAUAGCAGAUCUGGCUAAAGGUAACUUGUAUCAUAAUAGUUAAGAUUUCAAGCGGGAAAGAACUUCUUCAUACAGGGAAUGGGAGGUCUCUGCUGUCUUAAUCUGUUAAUCACAUCUCCAGUUGCACCAUGCCCUAAUAAAGUGUGUCUUUUUCAUAUGUACGUAUUAAAUUAUUUCUGAUAACUAUUUAAUAACACUGUCAUAAAUUCUGCAUAAAUACUCUGAAAUUACACACAUUUAAUUGAUGGCAGCUUAAAUAAAUAUACCAGCACAUCAGAAUCUCUAUAUCUCUAUUAGAUGCUGUUGUAUCCCCUUCAACAGCACAUGAGAGUAAUCACAAUAGAAACUAAUACAUGCGUUUAAAUUUUCCUCAAAUAUUGAACUAGUCAAACCACAGGACCCCAGCCCAGAUCUGUUUUUACUAACAUUUAGUUAACCUAUAUGUUUAGCAAAGACACUAAUUUUGGAAUUUAUCUUAAAAACCCAAACUAAGUUAUGCUGUCCAGAUUUGCCUAGAUUAGAUCAUUUUAUUCAGUUAAUAAAAACUGUCACGUUAAGAGUCAUCAGCAUCAAUUGAAGUAAAAUCAAUGUAUGUAUAUUGGAGCCUUUUUGUUCAGCAGCACACUCUGUCACCUGAACCGGUUUUGGCAAAGGGAACUAAAAUAACUAAAGCAAUGGAAGUAAUCUCAACUCAGAAGAAGGAGAAAGUGCAUUCAACCCAGAGAAGCAGCACAGCACAGAACAAGAAAAAGGUGGGAAAAAAAAAUCUAUGCCAUCAGUGUGUAAAUCGAAAAAACACCACACAUCUGCCAGAUCCUAUUUUGGGAAGAGCGCUUAAAAAAAACCCUGUGCAUUCAAGAUGAUGCAAAUGAAUUUUCCAAAAAGUAAAACUUUACUUUCCGGUUGGUGAAAGGAUACUUUCUUUGCAGAUGUACCAGUUGUAAAGACAGCAUCAAGAGAAAGAACAAAUGUAAACAAUCUUUUAAAAUCCUUAAAGAAUGAGAAAUAGCAGUAGAAGCAAAGUAUAAGAAAAAGCAGUAGACAUGAAAAAUGGUUCUCUCUGCUCUUGAACUACAAAACUUCAAAUUGUUGUU
This is a messenger RNA of Anas platyrhynchos (mallard), 3109 nucleotides long. Lineage: Eukaryota; Metazoa; Chordata; Aves; Anseriformes; Anatidae. The record is from RefSeq and is a predicted model, not a curated record.